CCUUUAUCAAGAGUAGAGGCUUCUAAUUCCUGAGGUGAAAUCCUCUUAGGAUCUGUGCUCUAUUUCUGUUUGGUCUAUAGGGUCCUUUUGGAAAUCUCCAUUAGACACAAGCUCAUUGGCUGGAAAAGACACACGCAUGCACACAAAAACACACACCAUCCAGCAACAGAUAGCUCAGUGUCGACCAGAGCAAGGUUAGCUACUCAUACGAAGGGACGACUUCACUGUGACUGGGGAGGUAGCUAACCAGAAAAAAUGUCUGACAGGCUGAAUGAUUUGGAUGCGAAUGUGACCCACACAGGUCCAAAAGGAGUCAUCAAUGACUGGAGGAGGUUUAAGCUGGAAAGUAUGGACCAGGACAACUUGCCACCUGCGAAAAGGGAACUGCUCAGACAGAUGUCAUCUCCUCACAAGGGAAGAGACGACUCCAGAUCAAACAUCAACCGCAAGAUGAGUGUCCAAGAGUAUGAGCUGCUUAAGGAGGAGGAUGAAGGCUGUCUAAAGAAAUACAGACGGAGGUGCAUGCAGGAGAUGCACGAUAAGCUCAGCUUUGGGCCCAGGUUUGAAGGUGUGCAUGACCUGGACAGUGGAGAGGCCUUCCUGGAGGUCAUCGAAAAGGAGCAUCACACCACAGUGGUGGUUGUCCACAUCUACAAAGUCGGGGUCAAAGGUUGUGAGGAGCUCAACAACUGCCUCGACUGCCUGGCCACCGAGUACCCCACUGUGAAGUUCUGCAGGAUCGAUGCUGUUGAGUCCGGUGCUGCCGAGCGGUUCUCAGAUGAUGUUUUGCCUACGCUGCUGGUUUACAAGGCGGGAGAACUACUGGGGAACUUCCUGGCCUGCAUGCAGCACCUAAACGAGGAGUUCUUCGCCACUGAUGUGGAGGCUUUCCUCAACAGCUACGGCCUGUUGCCAGAGAAAGAGAUGCCUGGUGCGGAAGAUGAAGAGGAAAACAAUGUAGAAUAAACAAUGAGUUUUGGCUGCGGAGGAGGAGGAAAGGAAACUGUCUGGGAUAGAGAGCUAUGACAGACAAGUUAUUAUCUCUGCUAGUUUAAAAGACUGUAUAUAAAAAUGAACGACAUGACUGUUCCCAAAAAGGGAAGCCAAACCAUUUAGAUUGCCACCUGGUGGCUGCAGUGCAGGUCAGCAAUCUCGCAUCCUCCAUGUCAGCAGAUGGGACAAGGACCAAAUUAAAAAGUAAAAGUAAACAUGAAAUACAUUUUUCUCUAAAAUGGUUUCUGUAAUUUCAGGUUGUUUUUAUCACAGACCAACUGGUCAAUUAGUCAUGAGCGUUUAGCAGCUAGACCUCGUUACCGCGAUUCCACCCCUGAUGCUAUUGCACAGACUCUGGCUCCAUAUGUGCAAGAUGGCAGCGUUCAUAUUUGGGAUAUUCUGGCAGAAGUGGAGACGUAUCGUUCAUCUUCAUAUACAGUCUAUUACUCACUGGUUUUUAGGGCUGUCCUUUAAAGGAGACAUUUUACAUCAAGUUGGUGCUCUCAAAUGUGGGUGUGGAUAAGUUGAGGAGGUACAGGUUUUGUUUUUAAAGAAAUACAGUAUAUCACAAAUCCCCCUCAUCACCCCAAAAAACAAACCAGCUGUAACUAUAACAGAGAUGUUUUAUGUUUUAUUUUGUAACGUUAGGAAACAUUGCCUGCUGUAUUUACUUGUAAAAAAUGUUUCAUGGACUUUUUUGUAGCGUUUGAUUGGAUCUGUACACAAGUUAUUUACAAAUCCAGAAUCCGUACAAAGUGACAGUGUACUCAUGUGAUAGAAUGUUUAAACAUAUGUAUACUUAAGGUUUUUGCCAAAGUUUUAAGAAAUCAGAGGUUAAUAGAACAGGGACUCGUAGGAGUGAAGGAGCCGAAACAUCUGGAAACACUUUCUGGAAACACAUCUUCCAGCUGUUCGGUCCAACAUAACCUACACUAGCUUCCUCAGCCAAUGUGGAAAAAAAAUAUCAAUGAGCCUCUGUUAUUUUAACAUCAUCAGAGAGUGAAGAGUUCAAUAGACAAAUGAAAACAUAAGUUUUCUUAGUGUGGUGUGACUCAGCAACAAUUCAUUGACGCAGCACAACGGUCAAUAUUGUUGUAAGGAUGAUUACUAUUUAAAACUGUGUACUGGAAUAUGAUGAAUCAUAGCCUAAUAUACAUGUUGUCCACAAUAGAAGAAGAAUAAAAUUAUA
Paralichthys olivaceus (Japanese flounder) is the source of this 2182-nucleotide messenger RNA. It is a transcript of the gene pdcb, whose product is annotated as phosducin b. The record is from RefSeq and is a predicted model, not a curated record. Gene Ontology annotation, cellular component: photoreceptor outer segment. NCBI's taxonomy places the organism in Eukaryota, Metazoa, Chordata, Actinopteri, Pleuronectiformes, Paralichthyidae. Gene Ontology annotation, biological process: regulation of G protein-coupled receptor signaling pathway.